CAAUCGGAGGGGCGGCGGCGGCUGAGCGAGCUUCCCUUUGUUCAGCCAUUUCGGGGUCCUCCGCGCUGUCGGGUGCGGAGCUGCGGAGGGAGAGGACCGGCCGCUCCCUCGCCACUCCCCUUCCCCGCCGCCGGGCUCUGGGAUGGUGUGGGCUCCUGGCGGCGUGGGACGCACAGGGGGAAGGCUGACGGCGGCGCCGGCGGGCCCGAGGCAGCCCGGGCGGGCGGAGGCGAGCCCGGCACUAGGACCCAGAAGACGCGCGGAGGCUCUGGCAAGAUUACAAAUUGGUCGUGACUCAGUCUGUCGGCGGGUGGCGAAGGGAGCAGGCAGCCAAGAUGGAGUACGAAUGGAAGCCCGACGAGCAGGGGCUCCAGCAGAUCCUGCAGCUGCUGAAGGAAUCGCAGUCCCCGGACACCACCACGCAGAGAGCCGUGCAACAAAAACUAGAACAACUCAAUCAAUAUCCAGAUUUCAACAACUACCUGAUUUUUGUUCUUACGAAGUUGAAGUCUGAAGAUGAACCAACACGUUCCUUGAGUGGUCUCAUCUUGAAGAAUAAUGUAAAAGCACAUUUUCACAACUUCCCGAAUGGGGUAACUGACUUCAUCAAAAGUGAAUGUCUGAACAACAUUGGUGAUUCCUCUCCCUUAAUUAGAGCUACCGUAGGUAUUCUGAUAACAACCAUUGCUUCAAAAGGAGAAUUACAGAAUUGGCCUGAACUUUUACCAAAGCUUUGCAGUCUCUUAGAUUCAGAGGACUACAAUACUUGUGAGGGUGCAUUUGGGGCUCUUCAGAAGAUAUGUGAAGAUUCUGCUGAAAUUUUAGAUAGUGAUGUAUUAGAUCGACCACUCAAUAUCAUGAUACCUAAAUUCUUACAGUUCUUCAAGCACAGCAGUCCAAAAAUAAGAUCUCACGCUGUUGCAUGUGUCAAUCAAUUUAUCAUCAGCAGAACUCAAGCUCUUAUGAUGCACAUAGAUGCAUUUAUAGAGAAUCUUUUUGCACUGGCUACUGAUGAGGAGCCUGAGGUACGCAAAAAUGUUUGCCGUGCUCUGGUAAUGUUGCUGGAAGUUCGCAUGGAUCGUCUUCUUCCUCAUAUGAUUAGUAUAGUUGAGUACAUGCUUCUAAGGACCCAGGACCAAGAUGAAAAUGUGGCUUUGGAGGCCUGUGAGUUUUGGCUGACUUUGGCUGAACAGCCCAUUUGUAAGGAUGUUUUAUGUCGGCAUCUUACUAAGCUGAUACCUGUGCUGGUGAAUGGUAUGAAAUAUUCCGAGAUAGAUAUUAUUUUGCUGAAGGGGGAUGUUGAAGAAGAUGAAGCUAUUCCAGAUAGCGAACAGGACAUAAGACCUCGUUUUCAUCGUUCACGAACAGUAGCUCAGAAACAUGAGGAAGAUGGCAUUGAAGAUCGUGAUGAUGAUGAUGAUGAAAUUGAUGAUGAUGAUGCUAUUUCUGACUGGAAUUUAAGGAAGUGUUCUGCUGCUGCUUUAGACGUUUUGGCCAAUGUAUUUCGUGAUGAACUUUUGCCACACAUCUUACCCCUUUUGAAGGAAUUGCUCUUCCAUCCCGAAUGGGUAGUUAAGGAAUCAGGUAUCCUUGUUCUUGGAGCAAUUGCUGAAGGCUGCAUGCAGGGUAUGAUUCCAUAUCUUCCUGAGCUGAUCCCUCACCUUAUUCAGUGCCUCUCUGACAAAAAGGCUCUUGUGCGCUCCAUUACAUGCUGGACUCUUAGUCGCUAUGCACACUGGGUAGUUAGUCAACCCCCAGACACAUACUUGAAGCCAUUAAUGACUGAGUUGCUACAGCGUAUCCUGGAUAGCAACAAGAGAGUACAAGAAGCUGCCUGCAGUGCCUUUGCUACUCUAGAAGAGGAGGCUUGUACAGAACUUGUUCCUUAUCUUGCAUAUAUACUUGACACUUUGGUCUUCGCAUUUAGUAAAUACCAGCAUAAAAACCUGCUUAUUCUUUAUGAUGCUAUAGGAACUCUAGCAGAUUCUGUAGGCCAUCAUCUAAAUAAACCAGAAUAUAUUCAGAUGCUCAUGCCCCCGUUAAUCCACAAGUGGAACAUGUUGAAGGAUGAAGAUAAGGAUCUCUUCCCUUUAUUAGAGUGCCUGUCGUCAGUUGCUACUGCCUUGCAAUCUGGCUUUCUUCCAUACUGUGAACCUGUGUACCAGCGUUGUGUAAAUCUAGUGCAGAAGACCCUUGCACAAGCCAUGUUGCACAAUGCUCAACCAGACCAAUAUGAGGCUCCAGAUAAGGACUUCAUGAUUGUGGCUCUUGAUUUACUCAGUGGUUUAGCUGAAGGUCUUGGAGGCAACAUUGAGCAGCUGGUAGCUCGGAGCAAUAUCCUGACACUGAUGUACCAAUGCAUGCAGGAUAAAAUGCCUGAAGUACGACAGAGUUCUUUUGCGCUGUUAGGUGAUCUGACAAAGGCGUGUUUUCAGCAUGUUAAACCUUGCAUCGCUGAUUUCAUGCCCAUUUUGGGAACCAACCUAAACCCUGAAUUCAUUUCUGUGUGUAACAAUGCUACCUGGGCAAUUGGAGAAAUCUCCAUUCAGAUGGGUAUAGAGAUGCAGCCUUAUAUUCCAAUGGUGUUGCACCAGCUUGUAGAAAUAAUUAACAGACCCAACACACCAAAGACAUUGUUAGAGAACACAGCAAUAACAAUUGGUCGUCUUGGUUACGUUUGUCCUCAAGAGGUGGCCCCCAUGCUACAGCAGUUUAUAAGACCCUGGUGCACCUCUCUCCGGAACAUAAGAGACAAUGAGGAAAAGGACUCAGCAUUCCGUGGGAUAUGUACCAUGAUCACAGUCAACCCCAAUGGCGUAUUCCAAGACUUUAUUUUUUUUUGUGAUGCUGUUGCAUCGUGGAUUAGCCCAAAAGAUGAUCUCCGAGACAUGUUCUGUAAGAUUCUUCAUGGGUUUAAAAAUCAAGUUGGGGAUGAGAAUUGGAGGCGUUUCUCAGACCAGUUUCCUCUUCCCUUAAAAGAGCGCCUUGCAGCUUACUAUGGAGUUUAACCUCGUGCAUUGUAGCUGCAGUCCCAUAAUUAGAGGUCCUUCAGUCUGGGAGACUAUGAGGGAGCCUCUGCACCCAGGGAAAAUGUUACCCUUUACUGGGGGGAAGGGUAAACCAGUAGGGAAUACAGUACAAUCCCAACCCUACUGGGAGGGGCGGGAGGGAGGUGUUGCCGUCACUGUAUUAAGUCGAUGUUGGGAAAUGUUUUAACAUCUGGAGCCUUUGUGGGUGGAAAUCUGUCUCCUAUUACAACUCUGCACUGGAUGUGAAGAAGAAAAAAAAGAAUCUUUUCACAAAACAGCACAUUCUGGAAUAUUGUGGGGAUUUGCACCAAAAUAAGAACCAUAUAAUUGAACCAUAGGGAUAAGUAAAGAGGAAAACUAUUUUGCGCACAAUAAAGGAAACCUAAGAAUGGGGGUCACAAACAGUAAAAGGCUUUUUUUUUCUUUUUUUUUCUUUUUUUCUUUUUUUUUUUUUUUUAGUAAGGAUUUUCUACAUUAUUUCAUCCUGCUUGAUGGGAUUCCUAGGAAUUUGCAUGUUAAUGAAGAACUACACAAAUGAAGUUAGUACAGUUAAAAUGCAGCUUGUGUCUGCAUUAGGAACAGGCACUUGCAGUAUAUGAUAUAGAAACACCAAUUAAUUAGGGUUUACUUAGGAAAAAUGAAGCAACCUGCAAGCUGCCAAAUGAAUCACUCCUUUCAUUUUUGGGGUAAAGGGAGGGACACUUCAAAGGAGAGAUUGACAUCUUAAUUUUUACAUUAAGAAGAAUUUAAGGUAGUGGAUAUGAUUUGAUUAUUGUACUUCAUUAGAUUUAAUUUCUAGAGUAAGGCAUUAUUCUUAACGUGCAGUUUAAGGUUCAGGCAUGCGUUCUGGCUCAUAGUGAUCAGAAGUAAUUUAAAUUAGUGGGGAAGUAGCAUGCUUGCAUCACAUAGAGUGAAAUUGGUAUACAUUUACCUAUGUUGCGCCAGUUUUGUGUUGCAGUUUACCAAUUCAGUAUAGCCCUGCAUUUAAAGUUCCUUUUCUAAGAUUCUGUGGAUUUUAUUUUUAUUAAGAAUAUAGAUAUAAAGUACUGUAGUUAACAAUUAGGCCUUGAAAUACCUUUUAGGAUCUGUUAAGAAUAAGAUUGAUAUUGUAUUGUGUGUAACCUGCACAAUGUGGAAAGCUGAUAUAGCUGUGCAAAAUACUUGCCUCUGUGCUGUCAGUGUGAUGUGCUUUCUGCAUGGUUAUAUACUAGUGAUUUUAUCAGAAUCUCUGAAAAUGAGUUACAUGGUAAGACCUGUUAAAGGCUGCAUAAAUGUUAGUUGGCACGUAAAGACAGUUGUAGAAGUUGAUGACAUGAUUGCUAUAUUUGUGUUUAUUCCCACUCAACAUAUUAUCUUCUAUGCUUUCUUUUUGUUCAAAGCAUGAUCUUAAUGAGAUGUUUAAGUUAAUGGAUGUAAUAAUGCAGGGUAUCUACACUGUAUCGGCGCAUGUUGGUGGCCCUUUGUGAUGUAGUUAAAUGCACAAGGGUGCAAGUUUAAAGCUACAGAGUGAAAGUUGGUUUGGAUCCUCUUCAUUUCAUUUGUUUAGCUUUUCUGUUGUGUUUUUUUUUUCUCUACUUACAUGUAUUCCUGUGAAUAAAUCCUUGUUAAGUUAACCCUUUACUUUUCCUUCCAUGUGUAUUUUCUUAUGUACUGUGAAUGUGAAAUUCUAACUGGUACACUUGAUCUUGUGUCCAUCUGAAAGUGGCAAGUCUUUAUUAAUUUAGAUUGCCUAAAGAGUAUCCCAUGAUGAUAAAGGAAAAUGGAGAGAUUUUUAACUCUGCUGGUCAGAGGUGAAGCCACACCUUUCCAUUUUUCAAGUGCUGCAUAAUUAAUCCGCAAAACAAAAUUAAGCCAUAACAGCCUUUUUAUAGAUUUAGUUUCUCACCUUUGCAUUGCAGAAUGGAUACUGGAUAACAGGUUUUUUUCUUUUGUUUUGAGUUUUGGUUUUGGUUUUUGUUUUUUUUUGUUGUUGUUGUUCUUUUUUAAAAACUUAUCUUCUUUGCAUGGUUCUAUUCUCUGAGUGCUGAAUGAUUUAGCUAUUGCACUGAAGCUUGAACUGUGUGAGUGUGAACUUAAAAAUCAUGUUUAGACAGGAAAUUUUUUUUCUUAAUGCAUGAUAGCAUGAACAUUUUACAUGCACCUCCACCCCCCACUUUGUUCUUUUUACGCUUGAAGUUUGGACAUGUACUGUAUGAAGUACAUUCAAUGAUGCUAGUACGUAGUAUUUUUUGCAAAAUUGCAUGUGAUAAAUUGCUUUCAAAUUACAUUGCUUUUUAGCAAGUACUAAAUUUCUUCUGAACUAAUAACUGAAAUAAAUUAGAAAUAGUUUUAGUCACUGGAAACAAUUAAAAACCCAAUUCUAGAAGAAAUAAUUUAGCAAGAUGGGGUAUUAUUUUAGACCCAAACUUGCUUUAAUUUUGAGUGUGUUUAAGCAUUAGGUACGAAUUUCAGAGAAAUGGCAUUAAAAAUUUCAUAAAAUAAAAAACAACUAAGUAAUAUAUAGCAUUAUGACUAGAAUCUGAGGUUAGUUAAACUUAUUAAAUUCAAGAAAGCCCCUUUAACCAAAUAAAACCACCUCAUCUCAGAUUCAUUUAGAAUACCACUUUUGUACAUACAUAUUUUAAUAGGUAUUUGUACACAUGUGAGCUGAUCUGGCAGAACAGCAAGUAAAGUAAUUAAAAUAAGGCAGGAAUUAACUUUACUGGCAAAGUAGUCUUUUGUAUCAGUAAGUUUUUUCAUGGUAUGUUUAAAAGCAAAUAAACCAUAUUCUGUAUGCAUAAUAUAGUGCAGGAAUUUGCAGAAGCCAUUUAAGGUAUAAUGGGAGGUAAGAAAAGUUCCAAAUCUGCAUUAACAGUUAUAAUUCCAUUAUUGCAUCAUGGGAUAUAUAAAAAGCAUCUUAAUUCUUGUGGUGUAGUCUUGACAGUUUUUGAAUGUUGACUGAAUGUUUAUACUGGUAGAAUUGUGAGUUUGUCUUUGUUACAUUCCAGUGUUUUCUGCCUCUUGGCAUGCUAAAAGCACGGCUUACUUCAUUUGCUCCUUACACACUGAAUAAAGUGCUGUUAGUGUGCUAAACUACAGAAAUAGCCGCUGCUAAGUAAUGGUGUAGAUUUUCUACUUGAAUAUUUUUGUUGUAGAAACCUCAGGAGGUCAGUGUUUACUGUUUUUAUAUAUGCCUUUCUCCUGUUUUGAGUUUCCCUUUUUGAAGGAUUCUAAGAAUGAACAAAAGCUGCUGAUCAACCUAAGUUGGUAACAGAAAGUAUAUUUAAAAUCCUUGUAAAAGCAUCUUUUUGGCAGUUCUAAAUUGAUAUUAAAUUAUACUUAAGUAAAGUUCAAUUCUAAAUUUGCUUCAUUACACAUUCAGGAAAUUGUUCUUUUCUUUUAGGAAAAAAAAAAGAAAAAGAUUACAAUAGUUCAUUAUUAUAACCAGUGCAAGCAAAAAUAAUCAAUUUUGUAAUUUUUUUCCAAAGCUUGAUUAUUUUCUAAAUCGAUGAAUAUGUAUAUAGUUAAAUUGUAAUGAGCUGAUUCUUAUGCUUUAGUUUAUUGCUCGUUAAUGCUUGUACUCAGAAGAUACACUUCUAGGAGAAUGGGUUUAAAAUUUAUAAUCAUAAUUUUUUAAAGUUACAAAGUAGCAUAAUUUUGUAACUAACUAUAUUGAUACACUGUGAUUUCUUUUUGUUGUUGUUUUGUUUUGUUAGGACUUUUAUGUUAGCAUCAAUCUUAAUUAAACUGCAUAUAUUGUAUAAUAGUAAAAUGUAUAUUUUAAAACUUCAAGUGGCUUUCCUCAAGCGAAACUCAUUGCUACUUAGGAACACUCAAAUACUAGCUUUAUCUCAGGUGAAUACUCUUGUACCCUUUUUGUUCAGAACACAUGCUUAUAAAAAUGUGUCUUAAUUAUAUCAGUUCAUGUAUUUCAUGGUAGGCAGCUUCUCUGUCUUAAACUUAAUCUAAAUUAACCUUCUACUGUGGGACAAUAAUGACUUUUGCUUCACCUAUUUUAUUCAUAUUGAAUGUAUUAACAGAUAAAGGUGCAAAAACAUUCUUCCCUUGAGGAGAAUGCAUCCAUAUUCAAACAACUGAAAUAUUUCUUAAAAAAAUGCUUUAAAUGCAACAUUGUAUUGGAAAUCUUUUGUUUCAGAUUUUGUCAAGGAAAGAACUUGCAACUUAACACUAAUUGCUUCAGUACUUUCAUGGGGAUAAUAGAUGCAUAAAGCUUCUAUAUAGGGUCUGAAGAGUAACUUUUUAUCUCAGAUAAAGGUUAAGCUCAGCAGUGAAAUGACUGCCGUAAAUUAAAAAAUAAGAAAAAUAAAAAGUCUUGCAGUUAUCUCACAUAGAUGCUGAUGUAAUUUGCAUACGUAUUUGUUAUGUAUUACAUAAAUAUUUCCAGUAACCUCAUCUUGAGUAAAUGAAGCUUGAUCAGUAGCUGUGUAUUGCACUCACCUAUGCAUUCUCCAGAUGACUUGCAUCCAUCAGUCUAGUAGGUGUUCUUCUCCAAUAGAAGCUGUUUUUUGUCUGUCACUGAUGCUUGUUCUUUGCACUUAUGGUUGGAGCAAGCCAGUUUUAGAUUAUUUUAAAUGGGGAAACUCUGAGGUGAGUACUCUUGUUGCUUGCCUUAUGGAGUAUAUUCUGUUAAAAUAAUAAGGAUGCUUACUCACUUGAAUGUAUGUAUGUGAGGGAAGUUAAAAUGGCUCUAUAAAAUAUGUAUCCCUUUGUGGUGUUACAGUAUACUUUUUAAGUAAGCCAAAUCCACAUCUCUAAGAAUUCAGCACUUAUAGUAUCGUUUUUCUAUAAUCAAUUCUAUUGUGCUACUUUCACCUUAGGUAUCUCUUUACUUACGUUAGGUGAGAAACAAAACAGAGAAGGCCUGGGUGAUUUUUUAUGGGGAUAUUUAAAAAUAUUAGUAUGACUAGGUAUAUUUGGCUGGUGAAGUCUUCAGUGUAAUAUUAUCUUUUUUCAUGGGAGUAGAUAGGUAGGUAUGUUGUAUGCUGUCUGACUUACUAAUACUAAACACUUCCAAAAUCUUAAAUUGGAUGCAGUAUAUGAACAGUUUUAAAGUGAAAGAUGACUGGAUCUUUCUGCUGACAACUUAGGUUGUAUGUUUUGCUUGAAAGCUUUAAAUCUGAUGUUUCUGUAUCAGCCACAAUGUUGGAAUGUUUCCUUCAAACAUAUCCUGCAACUUCUCAAACUGUACUAAAUUGAGUGAUCUUUCUUGAAGUCUGCCUCUGUGCUAACAAAACUUCAUUUUGAAUAGAAUAUGGUUUUAAUUUUUGAUAAGCUGCUGAAUUUUAAAGAGUUUUUGGGGCCACCAAAUAUUUUGGAUCAUGCAGAGAAUAUAUAUUGUACUGUAGUAAUUUUGUAUUUACGUUUGUAUGAUGUGACAUAAUAGAUGUGAAUGUUAAUCACUGCUUGACUAUGUUAAUAAAGUUGUUUAAAUAUAGAUCUUGCAUUCCAAUUUUUAAUGAAAAAUGAAAAUUUUGUGUUUUGUUUUAUAUUUCCUGGGCCAUAAGUGCACUCUUUCAGUUGAGAUAUGUUAGUUCUGAAAUUUGCUCUUUAAUUUAGAUGGAUUUUCAGUUUAUCCAAUCUUUUUUCAAUAAGUUUUGGUCAAUUCAGUUUAAAUGCUUUGUGCCUCCUAGGGGCCGAUCAGUGCAGACAUAAUAGGUUUACCUGCUUGAAUUAGUUUCUUUUGGGUCAUAAGAGUUAACUGCUUUACUGCUGAGAAAUUACGUGAUGAACUCACUUUUAUUUGAAAUAGCAGAUGUUCAGGAAGGGAGUUUGGGGCGGGACAGAUGUCAUGACUCGUUAUCAAUAACCUGAAUAAAAAUAGCAGAAAAGUGAAAAUUAAUAAAAGUUAAUCAAGACUUUCAAUGAAACCUCGCAGUGGACUUAAUCUAAUUUGUCUAGCUUUUAUAGGAAUGUGAUCAUACAAACAAUUUAAAGAUCUGGUCAUCCACGCCUAUAACUUCUUGAUACAAGAGUGUAAAAAGAAAGCGUAAGAUUAACAGUGAAAUCCAGUGGGGCAAAAUCCAUAUAGGUUGAUUUGAACAACUCAUGCUCAAUAUUUCACACCUUA
Phasianus colchicus (ring-necked pheasant) is the source of this 9096-nucleotide messenger RNA. RefSeq names its product transportin 1 (gene TNPO1). NCBI's taxonomy places the organism in Eukaryota, Metazoa, Chordata, Aves, Galliformes, Phasianidae. Gene Ontology annotation, molecular function: small GTPase binding. Gene Ontology annotation, biological process: protein import into nucleus. The record is from RefSeq and is a predicted model, not a curated record.